Messenger RNA from Erpetoichthys calabaricus (reedfish), 3978 nucleotides. It is a transcript of the gene gcc1, whose product is annotated as GRIP and coiled-coil domain containing 1. Gene Ontology annotation, cellular component: Golgi apparatus. The coding region runs from base 191 to 2563 and encodes 790 amino acids. Lineage: Eukaryota; Metazoa; Chordata; Cladistia; Polypteriformes; Polypteridae. The record is from RefSeq and is a predicted model, not a curated record. The transcript has 3 exons.
UGCCAUAAUUCUUUUUCUUUUUGUUUCUGGGAGGUGGAGUGAUCAUACGUGUAAGAUGCGCGGUGUUGUUGGGAUUUUUAUGUAUUUUUCAUAAUGACGAAAUGGAAACGGUUAUGUUUUUUAAAAGGAAUUCCUUUUUGGAAAUUUUGAUAUUUCCUGUUUAAGGAGGUAUUGAGCUGAAUGUAAGAUAAUGGAGAAGUUUGGAAUGAACUUUGGAGGUGGCCCUAGCAAAAAAGAGUUGCUAGAUAUCAUAGAGGGUCAAAAGAAGCAAUUGACCCAGUAUCAGACACGUUUUAAGGAUGUUGUGAGAGCUUAUAAAAGCCUACUAAAAGAGAAAGAGGCACUAGAAGCAAGUCUUAAAGUCCUCACUGUCUCCCAGGAAGCAGAUUUACAUUUACAAAAUGAAAAAUGUCAAACAGUUUCUGCAGCUAAUCGUUUACUUCCAGAUGCUGGAGACGAUAAGAGCUCUGUUCACAGUGAAGACAGUCUUGGCACUGCUGCUAGUGCAGAUACUGCAACAAGUUUAACAAGCAGCAGCACCAAAGGUGAGGCAAAUGAUGAAGACAGAAAUCUUGUUGAUAUAAUGACAACAGAUCCUUCUCAAAAGUUUGAAGAAAGCAAUGGCUCAGAGAGUGGUGUCAGCUGCAGCAGUGGUGAACAGCAAGCUACAGGAGAAAUAGAUAAAAGAAUUCUUCAGAUGAAGACUCAGCUGUCCAUACUAACAAACUCUCUUGCUACUGUGGCACAAGAGAAGUCCAGGAUGGAGGCAUCCUUUCAAGCUGAUAGAAAAAGGAUGAAGCAGGAAUUGGAUGAAUUAAAUGAAAAAUUGGAAGAAGAAAAAAGAAAGUAUGAAAGUGAGAUUAAAUGCUUGCAAGAUCAGUUAGCAGAAGCAAAAGCACGUGUAAUAACACAACAGCAUGAAAGAGCACAAGAGCAAGGGGACCAUGCAGUAAUGCUCAGAGAGUUGCAACAGCUGCUUCAAGAAGAGCGUGCCUCAAGACAAGAUGCAGAGCUGAAACUUGAGGAAAUAAGAGAGGAAACUGCAAGCAAAAUCUCAGCUGUUGAUUUGACUGUGCAUUAUGAAAGUCAAAUAAAACAACUUUCCAAAGAGAUGGAUGAACUAAGGAGAAAGCUACAGACUAUGGAGGAAGAGAGAAACAGACCUGAUCCACGUGUAGGUGAAAUGCAGCAGCAGAUAUCUGACCUGAAGUUGCAUUUCCAGCUGCAGCUUCAGAGUGAGAUGAAGAAGGUUGCACAAGCUGAAGAACAACUCAAGCAACAUGCUCAGAAGGAAGAAGAACGUAUUGCAAGCCUUGAGGGUCAAGUAUCUGAGCUUUCUGAGUUAUUAGGCAGUUAUGAAAAAGCCAAACAAAAAGACCAGCAAACCAUACAAAAACUCAGAGAUCGCAUUUUGCAGCUAGACAUGGAAAAUAAAACUUUGGCUAUUGCAGCAACUAUUAGGAGUUCAGUGGAUCUUACAAUAGAUGAGUCAAACUUGGAUGUAAAUGUAUUAAAAGACAAAAUAGAAAAGCUCAAAAAGCUUUUAGUAAUAGCAAAACAGAAAUCCCCACAAUCAUUUGAUUUUGAGAAGCAGUGUGAUUUGGAUCUUACAGAUAGUACUGAGCUAUCAGAUGGGGAGAAGGCUUCCGUAAUUUAUUAUCAACAGGAACUGAAACAGCUAAAGGAGGAGUUUGAAAGGUACAAGAUGAGGGCACAGGUUGUGCUCAAAAACAAGACUUCUAAAGAUGGUAAUAUUACGAAGGAGUUGGAGGAUACUAGAGAGCAAAUUUCUGAACUUAAGGAAAAGUAUAUUUUGCUUCGUCUGUCCUGUGAUGAAAUGGAGAACAACCACAAGCAAGAGCUUGAAGCCAAGCAACAGUACAUCACCAAUCUGCAACAGACUCACAAGCAAGACCUGGAAAAGUUACAGGCAGGAUACCGUGAAAGAUCACUUAAACUAGAGGAAGAACUACACAAACAAAGAGACCGGACCCUUGCCCUUUUGGCUGAAAAAGAUCAAGAGCUUGAUCGUUUGAAAUCUAUAUCAUUUAGUUAUGCCUUAAGUGGACUUAAAAGUACCAGUGAGAACAAUAUAAUCUUGGAGAGGGAAGUAGCAGAUAAGGAAAUUUCAGAUGAUUCUACUCAGGACAUCAUUGCUGAGGCUCUGAAACUGGCAGGCCCUAAUGAGCCAACUCUGUUACUGUAUGCAGAACAGUUGGCUCGAAAGGAAGUUGAGAUCAUCUCUUUGCGGAAGCAGAAACAUCGGUUGGAAGGAGAUUUUCAUCAACUUCAGAAUAAGUUUGUGGCUACAAGGGAGCAAUAUGAGGAGGAACUUUCUGUGCUUAAAGAUCAACUUCAGAAAAGUGCCAGAGAUCUGAGUCGAGAAGGAGCCAAUCUUGAAUACCUAAAGAACAUUAUUUACAAAUACUUGACUCUGCAGGACUUUUUUGGGCGACAGCAAACACUUACAGCAAUAUUAACCAUAUUGCACUUUAGCCCGCAAGAAAAGCAAGCUGUAAUGAAACUUCAAGGUAAUAGCUGGUGGGGUUCUGGGUCCAGGUAGAUGUAUAGAUGUAUAGCCUCUCUAAUGAUAUUAACACCUUAUUUUGACUUGUUUCCUUUGGUUAUGUAUUAAAUUCCUUUUAAAUACUGGUAUUGCUUAUUUGCAAAAUUUGUUUUUUCCAAUCAUAUAUUUCACUUUUCAUACACAUUUAUAAUGUAAAGGAAAAGGAUUAUGUAUUGAUUUGUUAUUUAUAAUGAUUCGACAAAAUCACGUUUGUCAUUUGAGUUAUAUCUCUUUUAACCUCUAGAUGUCAUUAAAGCACCAUAUACAAUCAGCAAUUGCACCAUAUUUUCUUGCUUUCUUUUGGGUUAAUGAUCUUCCAGUUGGCUAGUAUAGUGAUAGUUGCUUUAUUUCUUUAUAUUUGUAUUCUUUGAAAUGUUUAAAAAAUGUUAUUGUUUCUAAAACAGAACAUUUAAAUAUACUCAAGAUUAUACUGUUUUUAUGAGUUGAAUUAUGAUGUCAUGGUGCAAUAUAGUGUAUACAAAAACAUUUUAAUUUAUGUAUUAUGAUUCCUUAUGCUUUUGAAACCUUUAAUUAAAAGAAUAUAUUAUUAAUCGGAGAUAAGUGUUAGUACAGUCAAACCAAAAUGGUACUAAUUUUUGUCCUAAGAAUUGAAAACCAUAUUAAUUAUGGGGCAGUUCUAUAAUUUUUACCAUAAUGUUUCUUGAGAAGAAGUGCAUUUCACAGUUCUAUUUUUAACUCUUAUUUUUGGCCAGUGUGGAUGUGCCAGAUGAAAGAAUUUAACUUAAGUGCAGUGUUUCCCCUACCACUGAAAUCGGUGGGUGGAUUGCUAAGUAGUCAUGCAACCACAAUUGCAGUAUAGUAAUCCAUAGAUUUCCCUGUGGGGUGGAGUGAGGGUAAAGCAUAGUGACAUCCAAUCUUAAAGCAGAUUGAAUUUGUUUAUCAAAUUGCUGUGAAUUUUCAAAGGGGGCAAACCAUCGUUUAUUGUGUUUGCUUACAUUCACAAGAUGUUCCUGUUCAUACUCAUGCGUUCUGUAUGUCAAAUGGCUCACAAUAUUGCCUCACGUUACACUACAUGUGAGACACAAUGUACAUCUUGAAAUUGGUGUGAAAACCUGGAAAUAGUCUUGAAAGUAGACAGCCUCCCCGUGCUAAUAGACAGACUGGAAUAGAGAGUUUCCCAGACAGUAAUUUCAUGUGAACAAUCCAUGAAGUCAAAGUGCCAAGUCAAACAACUCGGAAGAAAACAAUGUCUUGAAAUUCUCCAAGUUCUUCCACCUCAGUCCAUCCAUUCAUUAUCCAACCCGCUAUAUCCUUCCACCUCAGUCAUUGUAUAAAAUAAAAAUAUAAACUGGCCAGCCAGUAAGGGUAUUUUUGUGGAUGAAAUGCAUUUGGAGUGACGUGAUACACCUUUAAUGCAUUUAGUUUCUCUUUAUUUUGACAAAAAUAGAGCU